AUGCAGUUUGUGGACGAAACUUUUACAGAGAUGAAAAUUUCACAGGGCAGAGUAGCACAUGCUGUUCCUGAAACUACAGGUGAGGCCAGUUUUAAGUUAAGAGAUGGUUAUUUUACUGAAGAGAAUUCCUACAGUUAUACAUAUACAUCAACAGUGGAAAGCUCUUUUGUUGGAACUACUCCUUCCAAAUCAGGAUUUCAAUAUACUUGUUUAGUGAUAAUUACAGUUUAUACUGGUUUAAAAUCAGAAUUAAAGGUUAAGAACUGUAAUGUAUACAAAAGAGUUGACAGUGAAACAGAAGAAUAUACAGAAGUUCUGUCAAGUCAGCUUUCAGCAGAUGUUAGCAGAUAUCCCCUCCAUUUUACUUUCACUAACAACCAGAUUGAUGCUAGUAGAAUACAGGUACACAAAGAUGACCCAGUUUAUAGCAUCAACAUCAAACGUGGCAUUCUGUCAGCUUUACAGCUGGAGUUACUUGACCCUAAUGAGAAACAGAAAACUCUCUCCCAGGUUGAUAUAUUUGGUCCAUGUAGCAUUCACUACAACGUGUAUGACCACAUCCCUGGUAGUAUAUUCACCUACAGAGAUGUGACAGUGUGUGACAUGCCACAGAUAUACACAUUACAGAUGAGAUUCUUCUCUGUCAUUAAGAAAAUCCAUGGUGGAUACAGAGAAAGACAAACAUCAGAGCCUAUUUAUCCAUUCAGAUCAACUGUUAGAUGUGAAUACAAGAUAUCAGAUACUUUAAUCAAUUCUAUAGAUUGUCUGCAACAACAAUCCUUCAGGCCAUCAGCUAACAAUGGCAGUAUAUAUGCCACAGCAAUUACAGAUGUGCGCCAGAAGUUCCAGUUUAGAAGUGCCACUCCCUUGACAUCAGUUGAUGAGAUAGAAUUGUCAGCAGAUAUGAAGACAGUUGAUUUUCUGUUUGAAUUUUCCAAAGAAGAAGAGGUUUCUGUUUCACAGGAAAUAGUCCAAAACCAGCUGGAUGCUUUGGUUAAAUCCUUCAGGGAGCUUGACCUGCAGUCAUGGCCUGAACUAUAUCAAGACUUUGUAUGGUUUAUGAAGCAUUCUACAGAGGAGAAUCUACAACUUAUUAUCAAUGAUGUACUAGAUUGUCAUGGAAACCAAGAUGGAACUUGUGACCUUGAAAAAAAGAUGUUAGAAGAAGAAUAUUUUGUGGAUGGUUUGUUAUCCUGUGCUACACAAGCCUGUAUUACUGUGUUUACAAGAUGUAUUAAAGAAGACCAUGUCACAUGGUUUACCAGUAGAUAUUUCCUAUAUGAUCUAGCUAUAAACCAUGAACCAACUGAACAGUCAGGUCACCUUGUUCUGGAUAUAUGUAAAAAGACAAACAGUACCAGCUGUUGGCUCCCACUCAGUGUUAUGGUUAAUAAGCUGUAUACAUCAACAACUUACCAAGAUUUAAAACAGAAGGAAGGUGUAGUUUUUCAAGCAAUUUCUACCUUGCACGAGGCUCUCGAUAAUGCACUGCAGACAAAAGAGGAACUUCAAACAGUAGGGGCCACAAUUAGUGUGAGAACUUUAAAGGCCAUUGGAAAUAUUGGUGAAGCUGUACAGGAAGUGUAUGAUACAGAUGGAAAGUUGGUCAGAACUAUCCUUGAUUUGUUUGACAAUAAUGAUGUACCUUUCAAAGUUACCAAAUCUGCAAUUCAGGUUUUUGAGAACAUGAAAUUGACAAGCACAAUCAAGGAAAAGCUGAUUUUAUUGACAUCAGAUAUAAACCGACAAGCUGUUAUAAGAACAACUGCAUUUUCUGUCCUUAUGAUAUCUGAAGAGCAGGACAUAAUUUAUAAAAUGAUCAACCUGAUUCAUUCUGAACAGAUGAAAUAUAUGCAGACUUAUAUGGUAUCUUAUAUACAGGGAUUGUUGGAGAAUGAUCAGCCAGAUAAAAAACAGUUGAGAGAAGCAUGGCAGAAAGCAUUGCAGACAGAUGGUAGAUCAUUACCAGAAAUAGAUGAUUAUCUUGCUGGACAGACUAGAUAUCUGGAGUUGUCUAGAUAUUUCAGAUUGCCAUUUUCUGUAACAGACUAUGGUAUUCAAUUAGAAUUUGACUUAGUGUAUGAUCCUGCCAGUCCUGUGAUUGAGUCUGCUGUUGUUAGAUUAAACUAUUAUAAAGAUGAGAAAUACAAUUUACUGGAAAUGACAAUAGAUAUUCAAGGUUUAGAAUCUCUUCUUGAUGCAGUAUUUGAGAGUAAAGGAAAAGGUUUAUUUUCAUUGCUUUCUUUUCUUGCUGAAGCCAAGAAAAGUUUGGAAAAGGGAGUUAAUCCACAAUUUGCUGUAUUUGACAAACCACUUUCAGAAGCUUUGAACAAAAUCAUUAAAUUAGUUAACCACCCACAAUAUGUCAUGCCAGAUGGUAUCCUUACAUGGAAAUUAUACGGUUAUGAAGUUAUGUAUGUAGAUAUUGGUGACAUUCUUUCAAUGUUGAUUGGAAGUCCUUCUCAGCAUCCAUCAUCUCCACAGCAGCGUCAGCACUCACAACAACAACAACAGAAUCAUCAGAAACACAGACAACCAAGUGGAUUCAUAGCUAAAGUAAUGAUGAUGUUAGCUAGAGGAUACAGACUUAUUAAAACAAGAUCUGCCAAAGUACUUGAUCUGACAAAAAUCAUACCUACCAUAUCAGGUGCAUCAUUGAAUAUGACAGUUUUACUGACAGCUUCAUUGGGAUUGGAUGUUACUGCUAAAGCUGAUGUUAGUCAGUAUGUGAGGGGAACUGGGCCUGUCCAAGGUACUGGUGAACUAUCUAUUGGUUUUGCUGGAGAAUUUUUUGGUCAGAUGAUUGUGAAGUUAGGAGAUACUAUGCGAGCAGGAUGUAGAAUGUUGACAUCUCUGAAUGGAAAAGCUGAAAUUGAAAACUCAGUAACCUGGAAUAGAGGCAGUAAAUCUGACACAACUUUAGCUAACUAUACUGCAACUGUUACCAGAAAAAACAUUGAUGGAAAUUAUAAUGCAAUCCAUGUCAAGAGUCGUCUUCAUCAUCUCCAUGAUGACUGGACAGAGAUACCAGCAGAUCCAAAAGUACAAACAACAGUGAAAAAAUGUUCUGGUGCCCUGUUAAUGUUGCUGUCAGGAAACAGAGUCUGUAUGGAGUUUAUCUAUCCAGAUGUCACAGAUUCUACAACCCAUCCAUACUUCCCUUUGUCUGGACCAUUUAAUGUCGACAUAGUAGUGUCAAGGGCUGAUAAGGACAUGAAAGAAUUCCUUGUUGAAAUGACAUAUUUGAUAACUAAUGGUACCACAGGACCAAGAAAAAAUGUUUAUAUUACUUAUUCAGCUCCAGGAUCAAAACUGAAGAGACAAAUCAAUAUUGACAUAGAGCAAAGUUUGGUAGAGGAUAGCACUAUAGCUAAGUUAGAUAUGCCAGAGACAGGAUUACAUUUAGAUUUUGUUACUAAAGAUAUAAAACAAAUAGACACAGAGAAAAAGGACAUUAAGUCCAAUCAACUGGCUGACUUUCAUCUACAAAUAAAAGGUCUUACAUUACUGAAAACAAAGUUGCAGAUUGACGAAACCAUUACAGAGGAGGUAAUAUUUGAUCCAAAACAAGGAAAGGAUGCUAAAGGAAAUAAAACUCAGAUAGAGACAUCAUUUUUUUUCGCUGCACCUUACAUUAGUUUAGAUGUCCACUUUGAAAAUCUAAGUGAGAAACUUUCCUCACACAUUUUCACCGAAUUCCAUGUGAAGUAUUAUUGUUCAAAGAAUCUCCCCAUCAUGUACCUUCUACACAUUCAACCAAAACUUGCUGCAGCAAACAAUGAUGUAAGUGAGAUAGAGUUUGUCAACAAUGUUGCUAUGGGCUACCUGACAGGGAACAACAGAUUAUGGUCUGCUGAAGACAGCAUGUAUUUAUCUUAUCCAGGACAAAAUUUUACAUUAUCUAAUGAAAUGGUAGCUAACAAUACACAUGCCCACAGGAAAACUGUAAUAACUUACAUUGGGUCAGGAGACAAACAGGAAAUAAUUGAAAUGAAUGCUCAUGUUAAAAACGAAAGUAACAGUUCCAGUCAGCACUUCUGUUAUGACAUGAUUAUAGAGCAGAAAGAUAGAUAUGAUAUUCAUUUUAAAGGUCAUCUCCUUGGUAGCAUCAGAAAGAAACUUUUCCUUCUUACAGAUAUUCACUUUAAGCAUAAGCCAGGGACUGAGAAUGGUGUCAAAAAAAGAUCAGAGGAUCUUGAAGUCCUAAAGAAAAGCAAUGGAAAUGCAUGCAGUAUCUUUGAACUUGAUGAAUGGGAAAUCAAUGUAAACUUAACAGUUGAUGCUAAACCAAUAUUUGUAGUAGGACAACCGAGACCUAAAGGAUUAGAAUUUGUAUGGCACUUAGGUGUACUUUAUCCAGAUUGUAAGAAUAAAGAAGCACAGUUUAUAUCUGAUGGAGCUAUUGGAAGUCAUCUACAAAAUCAGCUUACUGAUUUCAGAUAUUGGUUAAGAAGCACAUUUAGUUUGGUAUCACCUGUUCAAACAAAAUCCAAAGACUAUGAUAUUGACUUUAACAUUGAAUACCAGUGGCAUGAUCAUAUUAAUUUCAAGUUAUUAUAUCAUGGACCAAACUUAAAUACAUCAUAUCUUAUCCAUUUUGAGAGGUUCCCUAACGAAACUUCAGAGAUUACCGUUAAAUGUCAUAUGGAUUCACUUUGGAAACUUCUAAAUUUUGAUUAUGCAGAACAGUACAAAAUGGUUUAUAAAGGAUCAGGGCUAGCUGUUUCUGAAUUAGAACACAGUUUUGAAGCUAUGUCAGCUUUAGGGGAAUUAAGAUUAUAUACUAAACUUUCUGAUGACAACACUACAUUCCUGAUACAGCAGGAUGGCUAUCUUAACACAAGUCAUCCUUACCUGUAUGGAAUGACUAAUUUUUCCAAUCAAAUAGUAUUAUCAAAGAAAGCCAAAUCAGGAAUGAAUGUUAAACUGACCAGGAAUCAUACAGAAUACUACAUUGACACAGUGAUAAUGAGUCCUUGGACUAUAGAUACUUCAUUCUCUAUCAAAAUGCCUAGCAGACCUAAGAUGUUUUUCCUCUCAUGGUUAAAUGAAUUGGUUGGAAGUUCAAGUCAAAAGAGUACAAUUCAGUGGAAUCCAUUGUUUACACGUAAAAUAGUAGCUAUCUUGAAAGCCAAGAAACAAAAGUUGGCAAAUGCCUUAUCUGAUGCUAGCAUUGUACUUGAGAGGAACCUAGAGAAAAGUAUAAUGUCUAUGAUGAUUCCAUUUGUUAACAAGACGGUUGGUCAUGUGAUUUCCAGAGUUGCUGUUCCUGUUUUCCAUUAUUUGCCUUUGCCUUCUAACAUGAAAAGAAUGAUAGCUGUAACACUUCAGGGAAAACCAACAGCAGCCAAUCAAAUCUCUGCUGGGAUAGAAAAAGGAGAAAGAAUCCAGAAUGACGAUAGAAGAAUGAAUUUAUUUGGAGAAAAGUUAAUAGGAAUCAUAACAAAGUUGGAGUCCAGAAUGUUGUAUUGCCUAUCUACCUUGCUGACUGAGCCUCCACUAUUGAUUAAAGAUAUUGUAACUAAGAAAAUGAAACCACAUUUAUAUGAAGCAAUGAAGACAAAUAAGAUAUCGUUUAUACAGCCAUUGAUUUUCAAAUGGAAGCAUUUUUUGGCUAUCCCAGGAUUGACAACAGGAGAAAAGUACAUACUAGGUUUUAUUAAAUCAAGGCUAGCAUCUCAGCCUGAAGACAAAGAUACACAUACAGCCUUGAUAUAUGAUAGCAGUGAAGUCCUCACAUUUGAUGGAAAGUUAUUUCAGACCAAAGGUGACAGCACAUGCCCACACUUAAUGGCAGCAGACAUUAAACAUGGUCACUUUGCAGUGGUGUAUUCAAGAGAAGGAGUUACAGUUGUAACUAAAAAAUCAAUGGUAACAAUUUACAGUGGAGGCCAGGUUUUUAUUAACAGUUGCAACACACCAGUAAAAUUACCUUAUGAAACUGAUGAAAUGAAGAUUAUAAAGAAAAGCGUGUCAAGAGUUAUUUCCCUUGGUGAUGGUAUCACCAUUUCCUGUGACAUAAACAAUUCACAUUGUAACUUCAAACUGAAACAUCAUAAAAAUCAAACUAUUGGACUGCUAGGAAAUAACGAUGGAGAAAUAGGAAAUGAUUUCCAGAGGCCAGAAAGUUUAGUCAGUCCAAGCGUUGACCAGUUUGUUUCUGGAUAUGAACUGAAGACAUCCAAGUUCUGUCAGUCAACAUCUACGGGUAUGCUUAGUCAGGUUAAAGCUUGUGAUGACAUAACCCAGAAUUGUAUGACAUUAUUUACUGAUGUAGAUUCGCCAUUGGCUGUAUGUUUCGGAAAGGUGGAUGUUACUCCAUUUCUUAAAUCAUGUCAAGAAAGAGUGAAAAGUUGUAUGCCAAGUGCAAUAUGUCCAUCAGUUCAUGCUUAUAUAUCUAAGUGUGAUAUAGUGGGAAUAACAGUAGAACCAUCACAACAGCUAGAUGUAUGUAAACAGAUUUAUCAAUCAACAGAGGAAAUCCCAUCCAAAGCCCUCUUAGAUAUUGUUAUUGUUCUGUAUAAGGAGGAAAGCAAUGAUUUCUGUUUACCUUGCAUUGAAAUACUUGUAAAAUAUCUGCAGACCUGUGAUCAAACUGAUGUAAAAUUGACAUUCAUACAGUUUGACAGCCAUACAGUUCCUCUGCAUCAUGUUCUCAUGGAGGGUACACAACAUGGAUUCAGAUUACAUUCACAGAAGGUUGUGACAAUCAUCAAAGAUGGACAGGAUUUAUCAGAGGAGGAAUACAACAAUCUGAAAGACCAUUAUGUUGCAAACAAUAUUAUUCUAAAUAUCAUAUCAAAGUAUACAAUCCUUAAAUAUAAAGGGUUGGUAGGGAUAGACUGGGAUCAGAGAAUUGUAUCAUUUAACAGUAUACUGGAUGAAACAAGAGAUCUUCCACAGGAUUUCAUCAUAAAACUAAUGUCUACAACAAAAGGAACUUUAUUUAAUUUAAUGUUACUGCAGAAGGACAGAAAGACGAGAAUGGUUGGACUAAUUCAUCAUAUUUGUCAGACUCAAGCUUACUUUAAUAAGAACUGCUAAGAGGUGCUUGUUUGGAAAAAUAAUGUUAUCCAGAGAAUUGUAUAUUUUGUUGUUUAAUUUGUACAUUGAUUGUUGAUUUUUUUAUGAACUUGAUCAGUUUUGUAUUAAAUAUCUCAUUGAGUUUUAAAAA
Molecule: messenger RNA, 7174 nt
Organism: Mytilus californianus (California mussel)
Lineage: Eukaryota; Metazoa; Mollusca; Bivalvia; Mytilida; Mytilidae
Exons: 41
Coding region: 1-7044 (2347 amino acids)
Biological process (GO): lipid transport
Molecular function (GO): lipid carrier activity
Source: RefSeq, a predicted model, not a curated record